GGCCCGGCGCAUGGCGGCGGCGCUCUGCGUCCUGCUGGCGGCGGCGGCGGCGGUCGGCCGGGCCGCCGCGCCCCUCGGCUGCCUGGACCAGGACGGCGCGGCCGUCGACUGGUAUGUGCUCUACAAGCUGCCACGGCUGAAGGACGCCGACGACGCGCUCGUGCAGGCCGGCAUCGGCUAUACGCACUUCUCGUCGGCGGCGACGACGGGCGCGCUCUGGACCCUGUCGGAGGUGGCGAUCAACGACAGCAGCUCGGCGGCCGGCCGCACGCUGGCGCCCGUCUACGCCAAGUCCGAGCGCAAAAGCCUGCUGUACGUGUUUUACAACGACGAGAAGCCGGACGGGCCGACCUCGUUCGACAAGGGCCACACGAAGGGCGUGGUGGCGUUCGACGGAGACUCCGGCUUCUGGCUGGUGCACAGCGUGCCGCACUACCCGCCACCGCCGGGGCAGCCGUACGACUACCCGGACACCGGCGAGCGCUACGGCCAGAGCUUCCUCUGCGUCACGCUCGCUGGCAGCCAGGUGGAGACGGUGGCGCAGCAGCUGCUCUUCAACGAGCCCUUCAUCUUCGCCAGCCAGCUGGCGGCCGACCUGGCCGCCCGGUACCCGCUGAUGGAGCGCGUCGUCCAGGGUGACGUCCGCUCGCGGACGCCCUGGUUCAACAUCGCGCCCCUGGCCACGCCUGGCGGCCAGCCGUUUGUCAGUUACGCCAAGGCGCGCGCCUUCGGCAAGGACCUGUACGCCGACUUGGCGGCGCCGGCGCUGCGCACGCCGCUGCUGACCGAGACCUGGAUGAACGGUCCACACGACGAGCGCAUCCCGUCCGACUGCGAGCUGACGUACCCCGUGCAGAACGUGCAGAACAUCACGGUGGUGGCAGCGCGCGGCGCGCCGGCCGGCGGCCCCCGCUUCACCAUCGCCUUCACCAGCACGCACGACCACAGCAAGUGGGCCGUCUCCUCGGAGGUGGCGCGACCCUGGGUCUGCGUGGGCGACAUCAACCGCAUGACGACGCAGGAGGAGCGUGGCGGCGGCACCGUCUGCCACAGCAGCUCGCUGCUGUGGCACCUCUACUCGCAGCUCGUGGAGCAGGUGGAGCCGUGCGCCGGCAAGGAGCCGGUGAACGUGUACCGGCGCCGGCCCUAGGGCGGCCCCGAGCGGUGCCUGCCGCCGGCAGACCGGCCGCCGUACUCCGCGGCUGGCUCCGGAAGCUGCAGCCGAAUUACAGCUCAACCGGUCUCGUGCGACAUGCCGGGGCGAGCUCGUGGUCUCGUGCGAGGCGCAGGGGCGAGCUCGUGGUCUCGUGCGAGGCGCCGGGGCGAGCUCGUGCUAUUGCUGGCGGUGUUAACACGAUCCAGGCAAUUGAACCGACGCGCCCUGUGGUGCAUUUCGCGGAGCCUCCGAGGCCAUUGAUUGAUUUAGGAAUGCUUCGGCGGCUCAUUCAGUGAUCGCCUGGUAUGCUGACUGAUGCCGUCAAGACAAUUACGCCAGGAGAACCAUGCGGUGUUGUUUACCCAACAGCUCCAAAUCGACUGCGAGACAACCGAGCAAGGCAGUGAAAGCGAUAGCUCUUGACCUAGCAUGUUUAAACACUACAUAAACAAUGCCACACUUGAUUCCGUCAUGCUACAAGCACUGUGUUGUCUUUGAUGUUCAUCUUUCAGGUGACGUAGAGCUUUCACGUAAUUAUGACGUUUAUUGUAUCACUGUCGUCGAAUCAGCAGAGUGAUUCCGACAGGCCUCAAUAAGCAUCGCUAGAUCGGUUGACAACCAUGGUAUUUGAUGAUGUUUUUAAAUAUACCAUGGUGUUUGCUGAACUCACAUAACAUUGA
Messenger RNA from Pollicipes pollicipes, 1836 nucleotides. RefSeq names its product deoxyribonuclease-2. NCBI's taxonomy places the organism in Eukaryota, Metazoa, Arthropoda, Thecostraca, Pollicipedomorpha, Pollicipedidae. Gene Ontology annotation, biological process: apoptotic DNA fragmentation. The coding region runs from base 11 to 1150 and encodes 379 amino acids. The transcript has a single exon. Gene Ontology annotation, molecular function: deoxyribonuclease II activity. The record is from RefSeq and is a predicted model, not a curated record.